AUGCACGUGUAUCCGGACUUCGACUCGCUGCCCAGAACCGAAGGCCAGCCUCAGGGGAAUGCCUGGGGUCUAUGGAGAGAGAACGAAAAAUUAGGAACUCUCAACUACUUGACUCCCGAAGUCAUCCUGCAGGCGACUAAGGAGAUCAAAGCAGGCGUCACAGUGCAGUUAGACCUCCCCCUGAGUCAUUUCGACCACCUUGGAGCCGGGCGACAAGGCUUCAGCCACCAGAUGAUCGACUUCAAGGAGCGACUCAAAGGCACCGACUUAGAUAUUGUCGCUCACGAUGAUGUCCUGACCUUAAAUACCCAGAGUAGCUCUCAGUGGGACGGUCUGCGACGUAUCGGACUGCAGGAAUCCGGAAUAUACUAUGGAGGAGUCAAGCACCGGGACAUAGACGAGAAGCGGGAAGAUGGAAGGCGAGGCAUUCACAAAUGGGUAAAGCGCGGUGGCAUAGCCGGGCGCGGUGUCCUCUUCGACUACCAUGGAUGGCGCCAACAAACCGGGCAAGCCCCCGUUACCAUUCCUUCGGCCACGAUGAUCACCACGGAAGAGCUGGAAGCCGUGGCCAAACAUCAAGGCACGCAGUUGCGCGACGGAGACAUCCUCGUCCUUCGCACAGGGUUCACAGACUGGCAUCGGCAGGCGAGUAAAAAGGAGCAACAGGAGGCUUCAAAGAAAGGUGCGUUUAUCGGGCUUGAAGCAACGGAAAAGAGUGUAAAAGUGGCUGUAGAAUCACCAUUUCGCCGCAGUGGCAACCGAUACGCUUGGAUCCGAAGUCACUCCUAUACCAUUUCUGGAGCCCGGUGCCGUGCGUCUCCAGGAAUGGCUUCUGGUUCAUUGGGGGACGCCAAUCGGCGAGCUUUGGGAUCUCGAGAGGUUGGCAGAGGUUUGUUGGGAAAGGAGGCAGUGGUCGUUUUUCCUGACCAGCGCGCUUCUUCACGUGUAUGGCGGAGUCGGCACGCCGCCCAAUGCAAUCGCGAUUCUGUAG
Messenger RNA from Cladophialophora psammophila CBS 110553, 991 nucleotides. RefSeq lists its product as uncharacterized. Gene Ontology annotation, molecular function: arylformamidase activity. The annotation marks the transcript as partial. The record is from RefSeq and is a predicted model, not a curated record. Lineage: Eukaryota; Fungi; Ascomycota; Eurotiomycetes; Chaetothyriales; Herpotrichiellaceae. The transcript is spliced from 3 exons.